CCCACAGCCCCCUCCGUCUCCCCCCGCCCCCUCCUCCCCACUUCCUGCCCAACUUCAAACGUCGAAUCCCUAGCGCAGCACCGAAAUUGUAAACACCCCGCUCUAGCGCGGAGGAGGGGUCAAGAUUGAAGCGGUUUGGGGUAGGUAUGGAGCGAUCUUUUCCUCCACUCCCCACUUCCAGCCCUGUGUCAGUGACGGGCCCUACCCCAAGGACACAAUUCUGGAGCUGGAGCGUCCAUGCCAGGAAGAAGAGGGUGCGAAGAGUCGACUGCGGGACUCACCUGUUAGGUGUGCGAGGAGCAGCGAUGUGAGGAGGAGGUCUUCCCCCUGGCGAUGAACUACCUGGACCGCUACCUGUCCUGUGUCCCAACCCGCAAGUGCCACCUGCAGCUUUUGGGUGCAGUGUGCAUGCUGUUGGCCUCCAAACUCCGGGAGACCACACCAUUGACCAUGGAGAAGCUAUGUAUCUACACCGACCACUCCGUCACACCCCAUCAGCUCCGGGACUGGGAAGUGAUUGUCCUAGGGAGGCUCAAGUGGGACCUAGCCGCUGUGAUUGCUCACGACUUCCUGGCACUGAUUCUACACCGGCUUCCAGUGCCCCUGGACCGACGGGCAUUGGUCAAGAAGCAUGCCCAGACAUUUCUGGCCCUUUGUGCCACAGAUUAUACUUUUGCUAUGUAUCCACCCUCCAUGAUUGCGACUGGCAGCAUUGGAGCUGCCGUGCAGGGCCUGGCUGCCUGCCCCUUGUCUUCGGAUGAGCUGACAGAGCUGUUGGCAGGGAUCACAGGCACUGACGUGGAUUGCCUGCGUGCAUGCCAGGAGCAGAUUGAAGCCGCUCUAAGGGAAAGCCUUCGGGAGGCUGCCCAGGACACAGCAGUCACAGUCCCUAAAGCUCCAGAAUAUUCUGGAAACCAGGAGCCUAGUCAGACCAGCACCCCAACAGAAGUCACAGCCGUUCACUUGUAACUCCUCCCUUGCUCUUCCCCAUCCCUUCUCAUGGGCCACACAAGGGAGGAAGGAACAGCAAAGAUGGUCAGUCUAGCCCAAUCCCAACCCCAGCCCAGCCCAGCCUCUGCUCCGAGAAUCAACUUUGCCAUCAGCUGGAUGUCCAGGCCCAGGGAACCAUGGCUCCUGCUGAGCCAGAGUUUGAGAGGGGGCUGAUUCUGCCCCAUGUGUGGGCCUGCCUAGUUGGCGAGAUAGGGAGCUAGCUAAGCUCUUCCUUCUCAUUUUGUUUUUGCCAGUUUCUCUGUCAGUAGUUUGAUCAGACCAAGGCAAAAUUGUUUAGUUGGCUCUUCCCUCCCCCAAAGGCAUUAAUUACCUUUCCUGCAACACCACUAGGGGUAUUUGCAUUUAGACUUGAAGACUUAAUUCCAAGACUGCCAAGUGCUGGGAGGAAAAAAUUCAGGCUGGGGGUGGGGAUCCUCCCUGGAAUCUUUUGGUGUAGCAUAAAGCCAGCCCUGGGGAAGAGAAAGGCUCAGGCCUCAUUCUUGGGGGGGGCCUGCAGCCUGAUUCCUCCUUGAAUUGCUUCCUGCUCAGCUUGCCAGGUGUGCAUCCUGAUAUCAAGUCAGGAAUGGGGGGGUGGGGGAAAGGCUCCAUGGAUUAAUUUAUUAUGACAAGGUGCAACAAAGUGCUCAGAGUACAACGUAGGAGGGGAGGGGGAGCCUUCCUCUGCCCUCUAGAAAAUGACCCUCUUGGUCGACAUGCCUCUUCCCACCUUCCUCCCAUCCCAUCCCCCGAACUUGGCUGGAAAGACUUAGUGCCAAAGAUGCUGCUACAGCCUAGGGGGGAAGAGGGGGGGAAGAGAGGGGCUGCAAAUCCAUUUUCCUCUAGCCCUGCUCUUUGACUGUGUGGAAAAGAUGACUGGACUCUAGGGGUAACUAAGCCUCUCCCAGGAGAGGAAGGCAGACCCUGUUCUCUGCACAGGUGUCCCUGGGGCCAUAACUCUGGUCCAGUAGGGGCACCCCAGGGUCUUCAAGCUACCUGAAUAAAGAUUCUGGAUCACACCAA
Molecule: messenger RNA, 2010 nt
Organism: Vombatus ursinus (common wombat)
Lineage: Eukaryota; Metazoa; Chordata; Mammalia; Diprotodontia; Vombatidae
Gene: CCND3
Product: cyclin D3
Exons: 5
Coding region: 334-969 (211 amino acids)
Biological process (GO): positive regulation of G1/S transition of mitotic cell cycle; regulation of cyclin-dependent protein serine/threonine kinase activity; mitotic cell cycle phase transition
Cellular component (GO): cytoplasm; nucleus; cyclin-dependent protein kinase holoenzyme complex
Molecular function (GO): cyclin-dependent protein serine/threonine kinase regulator activity
Source: RefSeq, a predicted model, not a curated record